CUGUAAUGAGCGUCCUCCACCUGGGGCGGCACUGUUAAGUGCAGAGCAGACGGCGACGUGUGUGUAAUAUAGGGGCAGAAGAAGACGUGUUGCAGCUGUUUAUUAUUACAGAGUAAGUGUGUGCAUGUGUAUGAACUGGACGCUCACAGCUCGAGGGAGCUGCUGCACAUAAGAUGUCCAAACAGAGUACUCUCACUGCAGCAGUAGCAACAUUGUUAGGAGCCACGCUUGGAGGACUGUUCUUAUGGCGUAGUAUAUAUAAACAAAAGAAAAAAUCUCUCAAAGUCCCAAAGGACACUCAUCUAUUGCCUGUGGAGCGACUUGGACCUCUGGAAUUGAGCAGCAAUGCUGUUCAUCAUUCAAAACAAGAGCUCACGCCACCAUCAAUAGCACAAACAGCCAAAUGUCUAUCACUACCAUCCAUUGAGAAGUUACUUGAGGUGCCAGCGGUGGUGGUGAACUCAUCAGACGAGUUUGAAGAAUUCUGGCCCAUGUUCCAGAGGGACCUGUCUGUCUUUCCUGUCCUGGGCUUGGACUGUGAAUGGGUAAAGAGCAUGCGUGUGUCCAUCAAAGGCAAAGCAUGUGCCGUGUCUUUGCUGCAAAUGGCUACGUAUUCGGGUCACUGUAUGCUGGUCAGACUGCUGGCAUUCCGCGAUGCCCAGCUGCCUCUUCCCAAAGGUCUGCUGGAGGUACUGAAAGACUCUCACGUGCUGAAGGUAGGCGUCGGCUGCUAUGAAGAUGGCAAACGCCUGGCCAGUGACCACGGCCUGUCCCUCGUGUGCACAGUGGACUUGCGCUACUUGGCACUUAGACAAAGACAUGCAGUGCUAAACAAUGGGCUGAGUUUAAAGUCCCUGGCUGGAGACCUGCUCAAUGUCACCCUGGAUAAAUCCCUGGAGCUGCGCUGUAGUAACUGGGAAGCUGAAAACCUGAGUCAGGAGCAGAGGUCAUAUGCAGCACGUGAUGCCCAGGUUUCGGUCUCUCUGUUUCUUUACCUGCUGGGACUCUAUUCUGGUCCGUGCCUGCUGACCGAGGAGGAGAUAUCCUUCUCAAAGUUGUCUGGCCACUGUCAGGGCCUGGUGGAUGUGCCCUUCAGGUGGCGUGGUGAAGGUGAAGAGGGGGAACGCAGACGUCGGUCCCGCAGGUCUACUGUGGACAGUCCGGAGUCUGGUGAUCAGCAAGUGCCAGACCCACGAAGGAACAAGCGGAAACCUCUUGGAGUUGGAUAUUCAGCCAGGAAAUCUCCCUUGUAUGACAACUGCUUCCUUCAUGCCCCUGAUGGUCAGCCACUUUGUACAUGUGACAAGAAAAAGGCAAAGUGGUACCUUGACAAAGGAAUAGGAGAGCUGGUUAGUGAAAAGCCCUUCAUCGUGCGCUUGCUGUUUGAGCCCUCGGGUCGCCCUGAAUCUCAGAAGGACUAUUACCUUACGGCCAAAGAAAAUGUCUGUGUGGUGUGUGGCAAAGUGGAGUCUUACAUCAGAAAGAACAUUGUUCCACAUGAGUACAGACGCCACUUCCCUGCUGAGAUGAAGGAUCACAAUUCUCAUGACAUCCUGCUGCUGUGCACUUCCUGUCACGCUGCGUCUAACGUGUAUGAUGGCUUCCUAAAGCAGCAGCUGGCAGAUGAGUUCUCCGCCCCACAGGGCUGUGAGGAGGGUGUAAGGUUGCUGGAGGACUCGGAUCGGCGGCGGGUACGGUCUGCUGCCCGUGCCCUUCUCAGUACCAGCAACAGCAUGCCCCCGUCCAGACGAGAAGAGCUCCUUUCAGUUGUUCGUGCGUACUUCUGCAAAGAAGAAGAGGAGAAGGAAGUCUCAGAAGAACUGCUGCACACAGCUGCCAACCUGGAGACUAGGAUCUUUAAUGAGAGCUAUGUGCCACAUGGUCUGAAGGUGGUACAAGCGUACGCUGAGCAAGGACUGCGUGGUCUGAUUGACUUGGAGCGGCGCUGGCGUCAGCACUUCCUGUCCAGCAUGCAGCCCAACUUCCUCCCUCCACUCUGGUCCGUGGACCAUAACCAUGAGAAAUACCUGCGCAAGUUCGGAGAGAACCUGCUCAUUAAUCUGUCUUGACUCAAUGCAUGGAGGUAGGCAGAGGCAGUUAGGGCAAGACCCAGACUGCCCAGUCUCAAACCUGUGAUGGAGAUGGACUUGUUCUAAUUUGAUAUUGACUCCUAUAUGAAGUGAGCCUGUAGAUGAACUGGGAGAGACCAAUCACAGGCUCUUGAUUAUGGACUUACUGUGAGGAGUUUGCACUGAUCACUAAAAGGAUGAUGAGAGUUAAAAACAAUGCUGCAGGAAGUAAACUGAUGAAACGCAUCGUACGUCUGACAUAAAGUGAGACCAGUUCUCAGCUUUCCCUAAAAAAGAAACUUGUAUAUUUUAAACAGCUCAAACCUGCUCCUGAUUUCUUAAAAUAAAAAAUAGACGUCUAGAUUAUAAUUGUUGCAGGUUUGCAGUCCUAUUAGAUAUUUUGUAUAAUUGUGUUGUAAAUCUCGGGUUUUGCGAUAUGGGGCUGUUGACCUAUAUUUAUUUUUUACAUUUUCACUCACACUUCUGUGAUUACGAUAUCAGCAUAUGUUGGUCCUUUUAUGACCGACUUGGCAAGACCUUAAAAUGGGUAACUCAUUUCUGUCUGAACUUUUUAGCCACUCUAAUCCACGAACGAUUUAUUUAUUGUAGCAUAUGUUUGGGAAAGAUGUUGCCACACCUUUCCUCCGUAGGUUUUUCCAACUUUCCAAACCUCAGUCAGGACACCUCAAAGGUGCACCUUUAGUGCAUCUUAUCCCCCUGACUGCACUGAUUUGGUGUAUAACUCAUGAUUGGAACACCGAGUGGCAUCUAAAGUUCGCCCUGUAACCAGAGCCAGCCAGAGAAACUGCUCCAUUAGCAAUAAUAAGUAACGUCAAUCUUUUGCACAUGAGAUUUCCACGUUUGAGCAUGACGAAUUUGACUUAAAGAAACUACAGCUUUUUUUCCCCUCUUUUAAUUUACAUUUGUCCAGAUGUAAUUACAUAAAAGCUGUUAUGUUUCCUUAAAUUGUUAUUAAAAUAUAUAUUUAAUGUUA
Messenger RNA from Silurus meridionalis, 3063 nucleotides. It is a transcript of the gene exd2, whose product is annotated as exonuclease 3'-5' domain containing 2. Bases 174 to 2069 code for a protein of 631 amino acids. Gene Ontology annotation, molecular function: nucleic acid binding; 3'-5' exonuclease activity. The record is from RefSeq and is a predicted model, not a curated record. The transcript has 9 exons. Lineage: Eukaryota; Metazoa; Chordata; Actinopteri; Siluriformes; Siluridae. Gene Ontology annotation, biological process: nucleobase-containing compound metabolic process. Gene Ontology annotation, cellular component: nucleus; cytoplasm.